CCCCCUCUCCCCGGAACCUGGGCGGUGCCUGCGCCUGGGCCUCAUAAGCGUCUUUGUGGGCGGAACUUGCGCAGCCGCUGGGACCGCUUCAUCCUCAGCUUUUCUCCCCGGGCCAGCAGCGUCUCUGCGGACACGCACUUCCUGCGCGGCCUUGGUGAGCACCUUCUCCAAAUCCAGCGGAACCCAAAGCGAGCCCCGCCUUUCCGAGUUGUUCGCCAUGGUGGACGAGCUGGUACUGCUGCUGCAGGCUCUCCUGGUGAGGCACCGCGCUCUGAGCAUCGAGAACAACCAGCUCAUGGAACAGCUGCGCCUGCUGGUGUGCGAGAGGGCCACCCUGCUGCGCCAGGUACGUCCGCCCAGCUGCCCGGUGCCCUUCCCCAGCACGUUUGACGGCGAGACCUCCCGUCUCCCCGAGUUUAUCGUGCAGACGACAUCUUACAUGCUUGUCAACGAGAACCGAUUCUGCAACGACGCCAUGAAAGUGGCAUUCCUAAUCAGCCUGCUCACUGGGGAAGCUGAGGAGUGGGUGGUGCCCUACAUCGAGAUGGAUAGCCCCCUCCUAAGCGAUUACCGGGCCUUCCUCGAGGAGUUCAAACAGUGUUUUGGCUGGGAUGAGGAAGAAGACGACGAUGAGGACGAAGUAGAUAAUUACUAGGCCCUGAGACCCUAGGGGCCUGGGGGUGGUGCGGCGCCUGCAAGCCACCCCCCAUCUUCCUCCGCCCCUCCCUGAGCCGCCCUGCUCCCCCUAGCCCUCCCUUCUCCUCUAUCCUUGCUCUCCGCUUCCCUCCCUUAUCUCCUUAGUGUUUGUCUUUGUUCCAAGAAUUGUGCUCCACUUUCCUGCUGCUGGGGCUGGGAGUUAUCUCUGAAGCAUGCUGCCACCCAUUGUGGCCUGCCCCAGGAUGCACCCCUGCUAAUUUGGACUGUGUCCUGAGCCCAGCUAUCCCGCAAAUCCCUGUUACAAACUGAUCUGUGCACAGCCCUGCCAACUGCCAGCCCUGCAUCUGCCUAGAGACCUACGCUGUCACUACACCACCAUCCACUACAUUCCAGCAACAGACCACCACCGCCUUUGGAGAUAAGGAGCAGCCUAGAAGAUGCCUGAGUCGGCUACACCUCCUUGGACAUUGAUUUGGACAUCUCACCAACCCCUGAAGGGGCCAGUCUUUCAACCUGGUUAGUUCAUUUCCAGAGUCCUCCCCUCCCCCACCAGAUUGCUGCUGGAGUCUACUGUGCCUGGCAGCCAAAUUGUUGACAUUUCUUUUCUCCUAUGCGCCAGUUCUGCAUAGCUGUCAUUUUCCUUUAAAAAUUGCAGUAGUCCCACAGAUGUGUGCAUUUGGACAAAAAUACUAAAAACAAAACAGGCACUCGGCCCAGCUUUCAAAACUACCUGGAAAAAGCACUUGCGUUCUCAAUAAAUAUCAAGCACUACAGAAAAAAA
Messenger RNA from Myotis brandtii (Brandt's bat), 1438 nucleotides. RefSeq names its product leucine zipper, down-regulated in cancer 1 (gene LDOC1). The coding region runs from base 218 to 655 and encodes 145 amino acids. NCBI's taxonomy places the organism in Eukaryota, Metazoa, Chordata, Mammalia, Chiroptera, Vespertilionidae. The transcript has a single exon. The record is from RefSeq and is a predicted model, not a curated record.